Durusdinium trenchii is the source of this 1671-nucleotide messenger RNA. The record is from the annotation of a GenBank genome assembly. Lineage: Eukaryota; Dinophyceae; Suessiales; Symbiodiniaceae.
GCAUGACCGCCCUUGCAGUUCGCGCGGGCUUCUCUCAUGUAUGACCUUCUGGAUCGCUCGUGCCCCAUUGUGCCAUGUCGGAUUUGGAUGACGACAGCCCUCUGAGCUCGCUCGACUCCGACACGCCAAAGCAAAGCCUUCCGGAGGCGGCAGAAGAGGCCGAAACUGGAGCCCGUGCACUGGCACCGCAUGCGGCGCCGCUUGCGUUUGAGGAUUCGGAGGACUUGGCAACAGAUUUGGAUGAUGCAGCUGGCGAAGUGCCAAUUCUCAGCCCAUCCGCGACGAACUAUGUCCGGGUAAAGCUUGAGCGUUUGGGAGAGGUAGACAGCUUCAGGGGCAUCAGCAUGUCUGAGACUCCACCGACCACGGCAGAGGAAGCGGGUGCCCAGGCCAAGGUGGAGCUUGUGCUGAGGCGGCUUUUGGCCUUCGCGCGAUCACCAGGAGAGCUUGCCACCUUUUUGGCCACGGAGUUGCACAUUACCAAACUGAAGGCGGGGGAAGCUAUCUGUGUGGUUGGCGAGCCCGCUGACUCCAUGAUGGUGCUGGUGGAUGGCUAUGUGCAAAUCUAUGCCAAGGACAUUGGCCCUGUAGGUGUUUUGGGGCCUGGAGCAUCUUUUGGAGAAGCUGCGCUCCUUGGGUUGCUGCAUGUGCGAACGGCCACCGUACAAGCAGUGCAGGACUGUGCUGUUGUGGAGAUCCGACAGGACAUCCUCGAGCGCGCCAAGUUCCGCCGCCUCAAGGAGUGUUUGCUCCUGUUGGCCUUCGAGCGAUGCCAGCAAUCCCAGCAGCACCAGCCAUUGGCCUCGUUGCCUAUAGGCGUGCCUGCCUAUGCCAGUGCUUGCGCCUCCCUGGUGGCUCUGGUGGCCGAACGUAUGGACAUCCCCGCAGGUGAAGCCUGGUGGCCUGUGCCAGAUACGCACCCCUCUGGCCCUCACUUUGGUGUGCUGGCCUCUGGCUUGGCCCGUUUGGAGUUGAGCACAGGGCGCUACAUUUGCCGAAUGAAAUCCGGCAGCUACGUCCCAGAAGGGCUUUUGGCGAAGCAUGAUGCACUACUAAGAGCAGCAUCUAGUUGCUUGGCCUACCGUGUUCCCCAAUACGAUUUCAUUCUGGCAGUGGGUUCGAAUCCAGAGUGCAGAGACUGGUAUGAUCGUUGCCGGGAACAUGAGCAGCAGAUUCGACAGGCACUCUCAUUGCAACUUCGCAAUGCUGUCAAAGCUGCAGCCACAAGCCAUGCAGCAAGCCGAACAAUGCCAACUCCAAGCCAUCCGAAAUGGCGACGGAGCAAGGCGCCUGUUUGGUUUCUCAAAGAUUUGCCGAUCUUUCCAGUGGAGGAAAGCUGUCGAAGGGUACCGCGAAGGAGGAAGGUGCCAGCUUUUCGUGGGGAUCCACGCGAGUGGCGUACCUCUGCCAAGUCACUGGUGCGAAGCCAAAGCAACGAGAUCCCACGUCUUGACAGUCGUGUCCCAUCGAAGGUGAGAUCUGACUCUCAGGGAGCCCUGCCAAUAGUCCGGCCAGGCUCCAGCGGACGGAGUUUGCGUUUCACCCCAGGCUUGGGAGCACCUGGAGAUUUGUAUCACUGCACUUCGCGGCCCUUGACGCGUUAGGCCGAGACCAACAAGACUUUGAACGCUCAUCACCUACAAGUGUUGGAUUGUGCAGCUAAAGACUCCC